GUGUGUGUGUGCAUUCAGCAUUUCUGGGGUCCUAUCGCAAACUGGGGUCUUCCCAUAGCCGCCAUAGCAGAUAUGAAGAAGAGCCCUGAGAUUAUCAGUGGCAGGAUGACAUUCGCUCUGUCCUGUUACUCACUGCUCUUCAUGAGGUUCGCCUACAAGGUGCAGCCACGCAACUGGCUGCUCUUUGCGUGCCAUUUGACCAAUGAGUCUGCACAGCUAAUCCAGGGCAGUCGUCUCAUGAGACACAACAUGGAGAAGAAGAAGCAAUCUCAAUCUCAGUGACAACGUGAAGCAGAUGGAGAAGAUCCACUUCAUUAAUGCACCAUGCUGUGACAACAGCCACCUAAACCAUCAACAUUUUAACGAAUCAUUGGAACCGUGGCACUUACCCCAUGAAAUUACCACAACUCAUCAUCCUCAUGAAGUUUUAGUCACUUUUUACGAUACAGACAGAAAAAGCAAACGCUUUCCUCAGUUUUUAAAUUGUUUUGCUACAUCAACAUGACGCACAAAAAUAUAUUUGAGGUGAAUGUACACCGAGCUAACUAGCCUGAUUACAGGCCGAGCCGGUUGCUAGAUGCUUUGCACAGAGAAUCCACUGAUCAUUCAACACUUUAGAAUGUGGCUAGAACAUCAUAAUGCUCAGCCAUAACAUUUUAAUAAGUAAUUGACAUGUUCAGUAUAUUUGACAGAGAAUUUAACCUUAGUUAUGUUCAGUAUAUGGACUUCAUUCAUUACCUUUACCUACUGAAACACAGGACACACACAGGAGAAAGAUACUGUUGCUGUACAUUGAAAACAAUAUUUGAGGAUCAAUUUGGACACGUUUUACUGUGUUAUGAUAAAUAAUGAUUGCCUAAUCAAAUGUUUAAAUUAUAAAAACUUAAAUGUUUGUGUUUUUAUGUGGUGCAGCGACCCCCACACUGUAAAUCUGUAUCAUUAGGCUGAGAUCACCAAUAUAUAAUCCUACAUGACUGGGAAAGACAAGCUGCCUCUGUCAGUGCUAACCAAAUGUACCAUAUGCAUAUUAAUUUAUUGUCAUUGUACACUUCACAUUCUCUUUCCCUGAUUCACAAUUUUGAUUCUCUGGGUUUGUUAAAUAAACUGGCUUUAACCAACUUGAACACAA
Platichthys flesus (European flounder) is the source of this 1129-nucleotide messenger RNA. It is a transcript of the gene mpc1, whose product is annotated as mitochondrial pyruvate carrier 1. NCBI's taxonomy places the organism in Eukaryota, Metazoa, Chordata, Actinopteri, Pleuronectiformes, Pleuronectidae. The transcript is spliced from 3 exons. The record is from RefSeq and is a predicted model, not a curated record. The coding region runs from base 73 to 282 and encodes 69 amino acids. Gene Ontology annotation, cellular component: mitochondrial inner membrane. Gene Ontology annotation, biological process: pyruvate import into mitochondria.